Amoebophrya sp. A120 is the source of this 889-nucleotide messenger RNA. NCBI's taxonomy places the organism in Eukaryota, Dinophyceae, Syndiniales, Amoebophryaceae. The record is from the annotation of a GenBank genome assembly.
AUGAGGGCCGCGUCGUUUCUGCAGCACGGUGGAAAACUCCUGGGCGACGGCAACGACGGCGUUUUUACCAGCACGGAACAGGAUCACGAUCCGUACGGCCACAACAUUUUUUCUGAGCUUACAACUACGACGAAAAAGACCCGAACUUCAAACCCUAGUACAACUCGCGCUAGUCAACAUUGUAAUUUGCUGCACCUGACGAAGAAUACUGGCAGGAGACUUAGCACAUCCUUCAGCGGGACCUCCCGGUCCAGAGUCGACGUGAACGUGGACAUUCCAAGAACCGGGAUCGGCAUUCUGCCGGAACCGCCAGCCGCCGCAGCCAUGCAGUGGGCCAAGUACGCACGGGAGGCUUUUGACCAGGUUCGCUCCUCCACGGCGGCAGUCAAGCGCGCGGCCUCGGAAGCCGCGAAGUACGCGGCGGUUGCGAAGCAAGCCAGUGCGAUGGCGAACAACCAGCAGAUGAUGAAGGACCAGGCAGCGGCUGCGGUGGUUGCCGAGACGCUUGGUUACACGGGAGAGCCGGUUGGGGUGCCGACCGCGAACGUGUUCGGGGAGGUACCGCCCUCAGCGCCACCGUACUCUUUCAACUACCCCAACCCACCGCCCCCCAGUAGCAUGAUGUGAAAUGCGAGGGGGGGAGCGGAGUUUUAUCUCAGCCUCAGGAAUGAUAACGAUAAAAGGUUUCUUACAAUUCGGUUGAACGUUUCUUGUUUAAUGCACUUGAACAUUCACCUCUUCCGCUUCCGCAAAAUAAAGAUUAUCGUGAUCGCCUACACCAACUUGUUAACAAUACCAAGUUGUGCCGGACUGAAGAUAGCAAAUGUAGUAUAUACGUCGCAAGUCAAAUUUCCGACCGCCUCACACUAGGGCGGUGUAGUCAAUGGAU